AAAAAAUAUGUCAAUAACAAAAUAAGAAUAAAUUGCGACAUUCUAUUCGCCUAAAUUUGAAUAAUAGUGUUACCUUUGCCAACAUGGAUUGCAUGGCGCAGAACAACAGACUCAUUCGAAUGGAAUCAUCGUAGGAGAACCACAAGGUAUAAAAUUACAUAAUUUAUUUAAAUGUAGUUGUCUACUCAACCCCUGAAGUUAUUGUUUCUCAAACCGUAGGACAACCAUUACCAAUUAAAAAAGAAACCACUUAAAACAGUCAAAAAAACAUUUAUAGCACGACUCAAUAGAUUGAGAUUUUACAACCAAACCAAAUGCAAUAUAAUUAAAAACUCAUUUAAACUCAACAAAUUUAACAAAUUUAGCACAAUUAACUUAAGUCCAUGGAGUAUAACAACAGAAUAACAUAAUAAAUACCAAUAGAACAAUAAGUCAUUGAUUAAGCAACGAUUAAUAAUCCACAAUAAAUUUCGACCUUUUAUUCCGGAAAAUAUGAGGAGUAGUGCUAUCUCUGUUAACAUGGACUCCAUGGAAAAGAAGUAGUGACCACACAAAAUAAUGGAAUAAUUGCCACACAAAAUAAUGGUAAUGCUACAUCUGUAUUUCCUUAGUUGUUUAUUAAACACCAGAAGUAGUAGUGUCCUAAUCUGUUGGCUAACCUUUGACUGCAAGAAAUACCACAACUGUUCAAAACUUCUCUUAAAUCAUUAAUACUCCUCCUAGAAAUGAGUACUUAUAUUCUCAAUAGAUUCAACAAUCGCCUAUUUAGAACAUUCAAUUAAAUGUGCCAUAAACUUAAUAAAUUAUACCUACCAUUACUUAAUAAUUAUAAUAGUCUCCUGUAUAAAAUUUAUAAAUCAGCGUUAAUUAGCCAUAAAUCAUUCCUUAAGUGUCAUAAUAAAAUUAUGUUUUCCAACAGAUACCACAAGUGUAAAAUUAUCAGGUCGUUGCAGCCCCUUAAUAAAUUAUAUCAGAGUCUGUUACAACUGUUCAAUAAUAGUAAUUAACCCCUUAAGAAUAAGUUGAAAACUAUUGGAGAUAUAAAAUAUAUGAACUUCAAGAGAGAGUCUAUGAAUUAAUGAAUUAGAUAAGCCUUCAAAAAUAAGGAAGCCUAUAACAUCAGCGAACUGGGUCUUAAGUUAAGAAAAAUACAGAAGAUUCAUUUAAAGUAAGAAUCAAUUAAAUUGCAUUAGGUUGAAUAAGCUAAAUAAGAAAUUUUGUAAUUAGAAAACUAACUCAAAACCAAACAAAAAUCAAGUAUAGAUAUAAGAAAUAAACUCAAUUUGAUGAUCUACAGAUAAGAUCCUACUGACGAAGCUACUAAAUAUAAAGAAUAGGAACUGUAAUAAUUAAGACAAAAAUAUAAUACUUUGAACUUCAAACAUUAGAGUAAUAUGGAAGAUAUUGCCAUGACUCAAGCCAUUAUAGAAGCCAUCAAAAGUGGAAAGGGGUAUAAAUUGGUUUCUGUGAGGGAAUAAUAAUAAACAUCAUCGUAUAAUUAAUCGUACCAAGGGUAACAAUAAUAUAAUUAAGUAAAAUGA
Paramecium octaurelia is the source of this 1541-nucleotide messenger RNA. Lineage: Eukaryota; Ciliophora; Oligohymenophorea; Peniculida; Parameciidae. The record is from the annotation of a GenBank genome assembly.